This is a messenger RNA of Cylas formicarius (sweet potato weevil), 1910 nucleotides long. Its product is annotated as glucose dehydrogenase [FAD, quinone]-like. Lineage: Eukaryota; Metazoa; Arthropoda; Insecta; Coleoptera; Brentidae. Bases 1 to 1839 code for a protein of 612 amino acids. The transcript is spliced from 5 exons. Gene Ontology annotation, molecular function: flavin adenine dinucleotide binding; oxidoreductase activity, acting on CH-OH group of donors. The record is from RefSeq and is a predicted model, not a curated record.
AUGAAUUUGCUAAGGACGUUUGGUGUAUUUUUAACCAUCUUGGUGCUGUGUCAAUCGCAACGGAACGGUUUUGGUUAUUUUAGGCAAUUUUUUAGCGGAAACCGUCGCGACAAAAGUGAUUCUGGAACUAUUUUGGCGGAAUAUGAUUUUAUCGUAAUCGGUUCAGGGUCAGGUGGAAGUGUGGUAGCCAGCCGCCUUUCCGAAAACCCCGAUUGGAAGAUCCUCCUGCUGGAAGCCGGUAAGGACGAGAUUUUCCUAACUGACGUCCCGUUGAUCGCAUCCCUGCUAUCCAUAACCGACUACAAUUGGAGCUACAAGAGCGAAAAACUAAAAACGGCUUGUUUGGGACUGAUCGACGGCAGGUGCAACAUAGCCAGGGGUAAAGCGCUGGGCGGGACCUCGGUAAUCAAUUUCCUUCUGUACACCAGAGGCAACAGGGAGGAUUUCGACGAAUGGGAACGCCUGGGAAAUCCAGGCUGGGGUUACGAGGAUGUCCUGCCCUAUUUUGUCAAGUCUGAGAAUUGUACCUUAUGCGAAGAUAUUGAUGAGGGUUACCACGGCAGAUCUGGUCCGCUUCACGUGGAACAUCCGGGUUACGAAAGUCCAUUCGUUAAGCUGUUUAUACAAGCCGGACAGGAUAUGGGGUACAAAAACAAUGAUCCUAACGGAAAAUAUGGAACGGGAUUUUCAAGAGUUCAAGCAACUAUGCAACGAGGUCUUAGAUGCAGCGCGGCUAAGGCGUUUUUGGAACCAUUCCUCGAUAGGGAAAAUUUGCAUGUAUCCACCAGAUCUCGCGUAACCAAGAUAAUGAUCGACCCGAUCACCAAGCGAGCGUACGGAGUCGAGUUCGUUAAAGAUCGACAAAAGUACACUGUCAAAUCGAUGAAAGAGGUCAUUUUAUCGGCAGGGACGAUCAAUUCCGCACAGCUGUUGUUGCUUUCGGGCGUAGGGCCUCGAGAAGACCUGGAAAGAUUGGACAUUCCGGUUAUAUCAGACUUGAAAGUCGGUUACAAUUUUCAAGAUCACAUGGCGAUGUCUACCAUUCCUUUUUUGGUAAACGAAAGUGUUACCGUGUCAGAUAUUAGCGUACAGAAUCCGAUCGACAUCUACAACUUUCUGUUCAGGGGCAAAGGGCCUUAUACGAUCCCAGGCGGUGCUGAAGCUCUCGCUUUCGUCAGAACCAAAUACGCUUCUCCUCAUCUUAAGGACUACCCAGAUAUUGAACUCGUCCUAGGAGCGGGUGGUCUGAACGGGGACGUAUUCGGUGGCUUCAGGGCGUUGCUCGGUAUACCACAAAGCACUUUUAAAAAGGUAUACGCCCCUUUGAUUGGGAAACCGUCGUUCAGUAUAGCUCCGGUACUGCUGACCCCUAAGAGCAGAGGUCGGGUACGAUUGAAGGAUGCAAAUCCGUUCCACCGACCUCUGAUUGACCCGAAUUACUUUGCUGAACCUCAAGAUGUCGCCACGAUGGUGGAAGGCAUUAAAAUGGCAGUAUCAAUUGCCCAGACAGAGAGGUUUAAACGAUACGCAGUCAAAAUGAACACAAUCCCAUUCCCUGGCUGCGAGCAGUUAACAUUUGGUUCCGACGAAUAUUGGGCUUGCUCAGUGCGACACCUGUCGACCACACUGGGUCAUCACGUGGGCACUUGCAAAAUGGGUCCACCCACCGACCAAUAUGCCGUGGUGGAUAACGAACUCAAGGUUUACGGGGUCCGUGGACUGAGGGUAGUAGAUGGUUCGAUAAUGCCCAACGUGGUCGCCGGUCAUACCAACGCGGUUAUUUUUAUGAUCGGCGAAAAAGCAGCGGCCAUGAUUAAAAAUCAGUGGCGAAACCAGUGACUUUGUGUUAACAGUGCAUUGGAUUUGUGAUUAAAGUCUAGUCAAUUAUGUAUCAAUUAUCUAAAAAUAAA